Ostrinia nubilalis (European corn borer) is the source of this 2396-nucleotide messenger RNA. RefSeq names its product lipoyl amidotransferase LIPT1, mitochondrial (gene Lipt1). The transcript is spliced from 4 exons. NCBI's taxonomy places the organism in Eukaryota, Metazoa, Arthropoda, Insecta, Lepidoptera, Crambidae. The record is from RefSeq and is a predicted model, not a curated record. Gene Ontology annotation, cellular component: mitochondrion; cytoplasm. The coding region runs from base 15 to 1277 and encodes 420 amino acids. Gene Ontology annotation, molecular function: lipoyltransferase activity. Gene Ontology annotation, biological process: protein lipoylation.
CCACUUACUUGAAAAUGGCACAAGCAAUGAUGAAGAAGAUCGCCAUGAGCAGCGCUUGCGUUAUGAUUGGCCUCACCAGAAGAGCCAGUGCCCGCACCCUGGCCACGAGUGGACAAUGUCUCUCUUCCAAGAAGAAGGAGCGUGAGUUGCCGGCAGAGGGGGAGAUCACAAAGUCAGUCUUCAUGUCUCAAUCUACUGACAUUUACACCAAUCUGGCUCUCGAAGACUGGAUGUACCGUAACAUGGAUUUCUCUAACCACCAUGUUAUGAUGGUUUGGCGGAAUGAGCCAUGCGUUGUGGUUGGUAGACAUCAGAAUCCUUGGUUGGAGGCCAACGUGUCACAUCUAGCUGAAAGGGAAAUUGCCUUGGCCCGCCGGAACAGCGGCGGCGGCACCGUGUACCAUGAUCGCGGAAACCUCAACAUUACAUUCUUCACACCUCGUGAGAGGUAUGACAGGAAGUACAACUUGGAGUUGAUCAAGAGAGCACUUUUCCGGGGCUUUGGCAUCAAGUCCACCAUCAAUGAGCGACAAGAUCUCAUUGUCAGAGACAAAUACAAAAUUUCUGGCACUGCUUCAAGGCUGAGCCGUUUGACAGCGUACCACCACUGCACCCUUCUAGUCAACGCCAAUAAGGCAGAUCUCAGCAAAGCUCUGGCUAAAAGAGAGCAUGGCAUACAGACGAACGCGACUCCGUCCACGCGUUCCCCGGUGGCAAAUCUGGCAGAGAUGGACAACCGGGUGACUGUGGACAGCCUGCAGACAGCUGUGGGCUACGAAUUCCUUCGGACGCCAGCCCUACACCUUGGAGACGGCGGUCAGGACAUGAUUUCAAAGCAGCGAGGAUUCCAGUUUGUUAACCCUACAGAUGAUUGGUUCCCAGGACUUGCAGAAUUGAAGAACGAGAUUCAGACUUGGGACUGGUGCUUCGGCAGGACUCCGGACUUCACCGUCAGUCGCAACUUCCCGGUACCUGCAGAACUCUUGGCUCCGUCCAAGAUCUACUCAUCCACUGAGGAGCUCGUCAUUAACAUGAGCGUAGUGAAAGGUCUGAUCAAUGACGUCACUCUUAAAAUUCCCCCGGGUCUAAUAGAAUCAGGUUUCCAUGGAGAGGCUUCCGUAAUCACUCAUCUCAAAGGGAAGCGAUUCACAUCCGAAGCCCUUACCGCGCUCCAGGAGGCGAUGUUGACUCGUCACUUGAGUUCUGACGUUAAGCAGUUGGACGAGAAAGAGCAAUUUGUCGCGAAAUGUUUCGAUCAAGUGGUCAAUACCAUCUAAACAGUCUUUGUAAAAAAAACGUAAAGGUGCUAUCUAAUAUGUAUAACAAUGUAAAAUAUACUUAGACUAGACAUUUAUCUGUACAAGGAUAUGUUUAUCUAAUGAAAUAAAUUGAUAAGCUGCUAGUGUCUCUACAGUGUAAAUAUAAUAUUUAGGUGAUGUACAAAAUUAUAUUUUUACAAUAACUAGCUGUUUCAGAAUAGUCUUAUGUGCCUGUAUGUUGUCGCUUCCUAUGCCUAUUAUCCUUUUCGUGUUUUCAAAGGUGUUUGGUUUCUUGUUUGUAAUUAAUUUUCAAUCUGCUUAUUACAUUGUGUUCUUUUAGUUUAGAAUUAUAUUUUAUGUUAUUUGUAUUCCUGACACUUAAUAAUUGCAUUCAUUGUUUUACGUGAAAACAACAACUAGCUCAAGGUCCGUUAGUGCUUGCUACCACCAGUAGAAUUUUCACUAUUAAGUACAAUGACUAAUCUGAUUUGAAUGAUGAGGCAGGGCCUCGAUGUAUAAAUUAACACGUUGAUUAACAAUUGAAUGCACUAUUAAGUUUGAGGCGUACGACAUCAACACGCGAGUCGCACCUUUGUGCUGAACGCUACAAGAAUGCAUCAUAUCAUUUGUUUUAAUUAAUUAAAUUAUAAUUUUUAUAACUGGAUUAACUACCCAUGUAAUGUUACUUAUCGACAUUUUACGUAGCAUGUAAUCUAUUUUAAGCUUCGUUGUACCCCGAAGACCGUUUCAUAACAAUCUUUUGGUUUUCAUAAGAUCUGCCCGCGACGGGAACUUUUUUGUAUGAAAUGGAUUUUAAAAUAAUUUUAGUUUCUGGUGUGUUAGAUGUAUGUAUUUGAGGUCACUUCUUUGUCAUAAGUAGGUCGUCAAUCAUUAUAGUUAUUUGUAUAUCGGAACUGACUUGUCUAACAACAAUAUUAAUAUCAUUACAUUCAUAACUAAUUUUAGUUAAAUAUGUAAUUUCUAUAUUUUUGUUAGAGUUAUUUUAAUGAAGGUACUGAGUUGUAGAGUAAUGAUUUAUUGUGCUAUGUUAAUUUCUUACACCGUUUGUGGCAAAGUAAAUAGUUGAUCGUGUAUUAUUUAGAUUAAUUGAAUGUGGAAUAAAGUUAAUAUACCUAA